AAAACAAGGUGGCAUCACUGGACUGAUGUGACAUAUGUGAUAUGGAUUGAAUUGAAUUGAACUUCACGGCCUGAAGCUAAGCUUAAGAAUAAUAAAAAGAACUGUAAUUAUAAUUCAUAGUACGUGAAUGUGUGGAUAUCAAUUAUUAAUAUUAAUUAUAUGUUACACCUCGUAGAAUAAUAACAAUAAUACUAAACUGUCAAGUACAAGUCAGUCGGUAUUUUAAAGUAUUUUAAAAUAGAGCGUCUACUUGAUGGUGUUUGUUAUCUGAUGUGAUAUGUUUCAUGAAUAAGAAGAAAGUAUUAUUAUAAAGUUCCAUAUCAUAACUAGUUAUGGCAGAUAUCUUAGAUAUAUUGGAUAUUGAGCAGCCAAGUGCAUCAGAGGUUACAAGGGAUAGUAUAAUACAUGGUGAUAAAAAUAAAAAGAAAUAUGUCACCGCCAAAGCCGUUCGAAGACCGGAGGGCAUGCAUCGAGAGGUAUUCGCUCUGUUAUGCAAUGAUAAUAAAGAGUUACCACCCUUACUACCCACAGACACUGGCAAAGCAUACAAGCAAAAUAAAGCUAAACUUGGCAUGAGAAAAGUGAGGAAAUGGGUCUGGGCACCAUUCACAAAUCCUGCCAGAAAAGAUAAUGCUGUAUUCUAUCAUUGGAAAAGGGCUGCCGAUGAGGCUAAAGAAUAUCCAUUUGCACAAUUCAAUAAGCAAGUGUCAAUACCAUCAUAUUCUGAAUCUGAAUACAAUCAAUACUUAAAAUCGGAAGACUGGAGUCAAGCAGAAACUGAUCAUCUCAUGGAUUUGUGUCAAAGAUUCGAUCUCCGGUUCAUUGUGAUCCAUGACAGGUGGGAUAGAGCAGCCUUCAGAGACAGGAGCAUUGAGGACUUGAAGGAGAGAUAUUAUAAUAUUUGUGCUAUAUUGAGUAAGGUCAAAACAAAUCCCUGGUCCAACACUGUGACAAUGGUAAAUGGAGAAAAAAGAGUAUAUCAUUAUGAUGCUGAACAUGAAAGAAAACGAAAAGAACAACUUAAGAGACUGUUUGACAGGACACAGGAACAAAUUGAUGAAGAACAAAUGCUACUAGCCGAACUCAAGAAAAUAGAAGCAAGGAAACGUGAACGGGAAAGGAAAACACAAGACCUCCAAAAACUUAUAUCCAGAGCUGACAGUGGUGGUAACGGUAUCACCAGUAAUCAACUUAAUACCACUACAGACGGUGCUAAUACCCCAACAAACUCAUCAUCUAGUAUCGCUAGAAGGCAUGACAGGAAGUUGCAUAAGAAAAAACUGUCCACACAGCAAAGGCCUGUGCGAGCAGUGGAAACAGUGACUGUCGAGUGGUCCGGUAUAAAGUUCCCUGAGGCUCGCAGCACUGGAGUGUGGUUACGAUCGCAGCGUAUGAAGCUACCACCUGGAGUGGGACAGAGAAAGACUAAAGCUAUCGAACAGGAGCUCCGCCUUAUGAGUAUUGGUAAUUAUCAACCAACAAAUAAAAGUUUAUCAUCAGGAAGUUUUGUAUAA
Molecule: messenger RNA, 1514 nt
Organism: Zerene cesonia (dogface butterfly)
Lineage: Eukaryota; Metazoa; Arthropoda; Insecta; Lepidoptera; Pieridae
Gene: DMAP1
Product: DNA methyltransferase 1-associated protein 1
Exons: 6
Coding region: 333-1514 (393 amino acids)
Biological process (GO): negative regulation of transcription by RNA polymerase II; DNA repair; chromatin remodeling
Cellular component (GO): Swr1 complex; NuA4 histone acetyltransferase complex; nucleus
Molecular function (GO): transcription corepressor activity
Source: RefSeq, a predicted model, not a curated record